This is a messenger RNA of Mizuhopecten yessoensis (Yesso scallop), 789 nucleotides long. Its product is annotated as leucine-rich repeat extensin-like protein 3. Lineage: Eukaryota; Metazoa; Mollusca; Bivalvia; Pectinida; Pectinidae. The annotation marks the transcript as partial. The record is from RefSeq and is a predicted model, not a curated record. The transcript has a single exon.
GCAGUAGUAGACUGCAGAACUCCUCCCAAGGCAGUAGUAGAAUGCAGUACUCCUCCCAAGGCAGUAGACUACUGCACUACUCCUCCCAAGGCAGUAGUAGACUGCAGAACUCCUCCCAAGGCAGUACACUUCUGCAGUACUCCUCCCAAGGCAGUAGACUUCUGCAGAGCUCUUUCCAAGGCAGAAGGAGACUGCAGUAAUCCUCCCAAGGCAGUACACUUCUGCAGUUCUCCUCCCAAGGCAGUAGACUACUGCAGAACUCCUUCCAAGGCAGUAGUUGACUGUAGUACUCCUCCCAAGUCAGUAGUCUAUUGCAGUACUCCUCCCAAGGCAGUAGACUACUGCAGUACUCCUCCCAAGGCAGUAGACUUCUGCAGAACUCUUUCCAAGGCAGAAGUAGACUGCAGUAAUCCUCCCAAGGCAGUACACUUCCGCAGUUCUCCUCCCAAGGCAGUAGACCACUGCAGUACUCCUCCCAAGGUAGUAGACUUCUGCAGUUCUCCUCCCAAGGCAGUAGACUACUGCAAAACUCCUCCCAAGGCAGUACACUUCUGCAGUUCUACUCCCAAGGCAGAAGACUACUGCAGAACUCCUCCCAAGGCAGUAGACUGCUGCAGUACUCCUCCCAAGGCAGUAGAAGACUUCUGCAGUACUCCUCCCAAGGCAGUAGACUUCUGCAGUUCUCCUCCCAAGGCAGUAGACUACUGCAGAACUCCUUCCAAGGCAGAAGACUACUGCAGUACUCCUCCCAAGGCAGUAGACUACUGCAGUAAUUCUCCCAAGGCAUAA